AUGAUUUCUCGUCUUUCAAUUGGGGCGAUUAUAUGGUUUAUGUUAAUCAUUGGAGUUCUUAUAUUAGAAUCCUCAGGUAAAUCAUUUUUGUGUUUUUAAUAAUUAUGAUAAUUAUAUUACUUUUCCAGCCGCAUCCGAUAAAGUGAAACUACGCGAUGUGAGUGCAAUAACUCUUUACAAGGGAAGAAUGACAACAGGACGUCGUGCAUCUCCACAACAACAAAUAAAAUGUGUCGGAGGUUCAGCAAAAGGUCAAUAUCAACCAUCUACAGUUCAAUGUACUAAUCAAGGAUUUGACGGUCAAGAUGUUCAAUGGAAAUGUGAUGCUGAUUUGCCACAUGAUAUGGAAUUCGGAGCUAUUUCAGUUUCAUGUGAAGGUUAUGAUUAUCCAGAUGAUCCAUACGUAUUGAAAGGAUCUUGUGGAGUAAGUAAAUUGUUUUCCCUUUUCAUAAUAUUUUCAUGAUUUUUUUACAGCUUGAAUACGAGUUGGAAUAUACAUCUGGAAGUGGAAAUCAUGGUUUAUCGAGAAGAAGUGGAGAUAAUUGGGAUAAAUUCGGCACAUUCAUAGUUGUUGUUUUCAUCAUCUAUGUUAUUUACUCGAUGUUCUUCAGUCGAUCUGGUUCUCAAGAUCAAUCAGGUUAUCAAGCAGGCGGUCCAGGUGGACCAGGUGGACACGGAGGCAGUCCAGGAGGUGGUCCAGGUGGUUAUCCAAGUGCUCCACCACCAUAUGAUGAUACAAGUUAUGGUAAACCCCCACCGUAUGGGUUUCGUGGUAAUGAUGGAUCAAGUUGCGGCGGAAAUGGACAGGGAACAAGUGGUGCCAAUAACGGAGGUAACGGUUUUUGGAGUGGAGCAACAUGGGGUGCAUUAGGUGGAUAUCUAGCCUCGAGUUAUUUGAAUAGCGGAUAUACAAGACCACGUCGAUCGUUUUUCUCUGAUAAUAGUUAUUCAUCAUCUGAUAGUUAUUACUCGAGACCUUCUACCUCAACUUCAACUAGAUCAUCUUCUGGGUUCGGAGGCACUUCAAGACGCUAA
Molecule: messenger RNA, 1035 nt
Organism: Caenorhabditis angaria
Lineage: Eukaryota; Metazoa; Nematoda; Chromadorea; Rhabditida; Rhabditidae
Source: the annotation of a GenBank genome assembly